Messenger RNA from Columba livia (rock pigeon), 2479 nucleotides. It is a transcript of the gene SLC28A3, whose product is annotated as solute carrier family 28 member 3. The transcript has 17 exons. Gene Ontology annotation, biological process: purine nucleoside transmembrane transport; pyrimidine nucleoside transport. The record is from RefSeq and is a predicted model, not a curated record. Gene Ontology annotation, cellular component: plasma membrane. Bases 159 to 2198 code for a protein of 679 amino acids. Gene Ontology annotation, molecular function: pyrimidine- and adenosine-specific:sodium symporter activity; purine-specific nucleoside:sodium symporter activity. Lineage: Eukaryota; Metazoa; Chordata; Aves; Columbiformes; Columbidae.
UCCAGGUGGCUGGGCACAGGGGACCAGCUCCUCUCCAGAGGGUAGGACAGAAUGUCCAGGUCAGAAAAACACUCUCAUGGUCCCUGGCCAGACACCCAAGGGCGGCCGACCGGCCACAGCGCCCUGGCGAGGUGCUGAAGUGGUGGCAUGAGCAUGGCAUGAGGGCCGGCUGCCGUUACACUGCUGCUGUUGAACCCAACGGUCACCUGCCACCGUUCACCAGUCCCUCCGUGGGCCCCUCCGUAAACAUGCAGGCAGAUGAACGCAUCAAUAUUGAGGAUGAACGCGUCAGUAUUGAGGAUGAACGCUUCAAUAUUGAGGACUAUCUGCAUAAAACCAAAAAUUACUCAGUACAUGACAAGCAACCACACUUCAAAGGGCUUUUAGAAAAGAAAUACAAUGAAGCCUGUGAAUAUUGCAAGGAACAUAAAAGCAGAAUGCAGUAUGGGAUCUAUGGAAUUUUAAUAACAGCAUACUUGGCAGGAGUUAUUGCAACCUGCAGCUUGAAUUUUCAGAGAGCCUUGCCACUCUUUAUUGUCACUGUCCUAGCCAUCUUCUUCAUCUGCUGGGAUUUCUUAACAACUAAGUAUGAAGAAAGAAUCGCUCUUCUCUUUUCCCCUGCAGAAACAUAUUUCAAGAAACAUUGGUUUUGGCUGAAAUGGGCAUUGUGUGUAGCUUUUCUUAUAACUUUUAUCUUCUGGAUCAUCUUUGACAUAGCAGAACGGGGAUACCAACACCUGAUCUCCUUUGGUGGUCUCUUGAUGUAUGUUUUCUUGCUGUUUAUAUUUUCCAAAUAUCCAAACAGAAUUGUUUGGAGACCAGUAUUUUCAGGAAUAGCAAUGCAGUUUCUUCUUGGCAUUCUUGUUAUGCGGACCAGCGUGGGGUUUGAUAUGUUUAACUGGCUAGGCAUUCAGAUCCAGACUUUUCUGGAGUACGCUGACGCAGGUGCUAAGUUUGUGUUCGGUGAGAAAUAUAGAGAUCAUUUCUUUGCUUUUAAGGUCCUGCCAGUUUUGGUUUUCUUCAGUACAGUAAUGUCUAUGCUUUACCACAUUGGAUUCAUGCAGUGGCUCGUUGCAAAGGUUGGUUGGACAAUGCAAAUUUUAAUGGGGACAGCUCCUGUUGAGUCUCUGGUAGCUGCAGGUAACAUAUUUGUGGGACAGACAGAGUCUCCUCUCAUGGUACGGCCCUACUUACCAUACAUCACCAUAUCUGAAAUCCAUGCAAUCAUGACAGCUGGAUUCUCAACUAUUGCUGGAACUGUCUUCGGAGCAUAUGUUUCUUUUGGGAUUUCUCCUUCCCACCUACUGACCGCUUCUGUCAUGUCAGCACCAGCAUCAUUAGCCACCUCCAAACUAUUCUGGCCUGAAACUGAAAAGCCUAUACUAACACAGAGAAAUGACCUACAAAUGAUAAAAAGUGAAACAAAAAGCAUGCUGGAAGCAGCCCUUCUAGGUGCCUCUUCUUCCAUCAAGCUAGUAGCGAACGUCCUUGUGAACCUGAUCUCCUUCCUUUCCCUGCUGGCUUUCAUGGACUCAGCCCUCUCUUGGGUGGGAGACCUGUUCAACUAUCCACAGCUGAACUUUGAGAAAAUUUGUGCUUAUAUCUUCAUGCCAUUCUCUUUCAUGAUGGGGGUAGACUGGGAAGACUGUUUUAUUGUUGCUGGACUACUAGGUUACAAAACUUUCUUCAAUGAAUUUGUGGCUUAUGAGCGGCUCUCAAAACUGAUUCACAACCGAGAAAAGGGUGGGAAGAUGUACAUUAAUGGUGUGAAACAGUACAUGACAGUUCGCUCUGAAGUCAUUGCCACCUACGCUCUUUGUGGGUUUGCCAACUUUGGCUCCCUGGGAAUUGUAACAGGAGGCUUGACAAGCAUUGCUCCCUCAAAACAAAAGGAAAUAGCUGCCAGUGGUUUCAGAGCAUUGAUUGCAGGAACUGUGGCCUGUUUCAUGACUGCCUGCGUGGCAGGAAUGCUGGUCAUCCCUGAUCUGGAAGUUCCUUGCCACAUCUUUUUAGGAAAUGCCUUCAACUCCACAGACUUCCCUGCCAACAGCACAAAGCUAGUUGAAUGCUGCCAGCAACUCUUCACCAGCAUAAAUGGUUCACAGGAGAUCUUCCAUGGAGGAAACUACACCUUGAGUUCCUGGAAAGGAUGUUGCCGAAUACUGGAUCAACCUGCUCUUAAUUGCACUUCGAUUUAACCUUAAUUUUCUGUGGGGGACAGAUCAUAAAUAAGAGCUGUAUUCCUUGGUGAAAAGUUAAUAAAAAAUUUCCUUUUCUGCAACAUGUGUGAACCCCCAUCUCUUACCAGCCCAGUUCCUCUGACUUGCUUGGAAUUACUUAUAAAUUAAACUGGGAUUAGCUCAAGACACCUCUUUCUGCAGAUCUCUUCUUGAACUAAAGAUCUGUAGAGUAGGAGAACAUUUCUGAGCCUGAUUCUCCUGAUUUCAUUUCUACCCCCAAACUGAUGAAUUUACAGAAU